GAGGCGGGCGCAAGGAGAUGGCGGGGCGGGUUAGCCUGUGGCACCUGAGAGUGGCGGUUAAUUUGAGAUGGUUUCCUUAGUAUCCCGCAAAGUGUGAGCCUGUGGACAGCUGCUGCCGAUACAUAGCCUGUAUAGCCUCAGCGGGAAUACGCUCCUGGGGCCUCAGAAGCAGGCUUUCAUCUGGUUCGAAGCUCCCCGCGGCGCAGCGCGUCUCCUCUUACUGGGUACCGAUAACGGAGUCACAGAUGCCAGGACGUAGGUGCCCCCUCAAGAAGCAUCGCAAUGUGACAGAUUUGCCCCUGGCAUUAAACCCCAUGAAGAGCAAGGACGUGUUGGCAGUGCUGGCUGAGAGGAACCAAGCUGUCGUACCAGUUGGGGCAUGGGUGGAACCUGCCUCACCAAAUAGCUCCGAGAUCCCAGCAUAUACUUCAGCAUGUAUAAUUGAAGAAGAACUAAAGGAACAAUUAAGAAGAAAAGAAGAAGCUUUGAAACAUUUUCAGAGACAAGUCAAACACCGAGUCAAUCAACAAAUUAGGCUGAGAAAAAAGCAACAGCUUCAGAAGUCUUAUGAAGCAUUAAGUUCAAAAGCAGAAAAAGAAGGCUCUGUAGCCAUGCAAUCUUUUGAUCCAGCACAUUUAACUCCUAAAAGGACAAGUGUUUUUCCAAGCAAUUCAAAUGCUGCUUUUGGAAGUUUUAGGUUCCCUCCUUCCCAGAUGCUUGGGGAUGCAGUAGAAGAUGAAAAAAAUCAGAGUCAUUUGUUUCAACAACAAGCCCAGGCUCUUAGUCAGACCAUGAAACUGGCACGUCACCGGCUGGCAUCCUUUAAAACUGUGAGUGAAAAAAUGACAGCAGUGUUUCCAAAUGAUAAAAGGAAAACCUCUCCCAUCCAAGAGAAAGUAAAAUUCAAAAAUCCAUUAUUUGUUGUAAUGGAAGAGAAAGAACAAAAUCAAUGGCAUUAUCAGGGCCUUCAGAAUAUUCCGCCAGAAUCCCAGGGUGAUUUGAUGGAAGUCCACAGUGUUGGGCCUGAAGCUCAGAGUGUUGAGCCAGAUCUUCAGGCUGUUAAGCUGGCAGUUCCGUCUACUGAGGCAGAAAGCCAGGCCGUUGAGCCAGAAGGCCAGGCUAUUAAGACAAAAACUCAGGGAAUUAUGUUAAAAACCUGUGGUAUCAAGCUAGAAGAUGGAAAUAUUGAGCUGGAAGCCCAGGAUUUUCUACCCUCAAAUCAGGCCUUUCUACCCAAAGACCAAGGCAUUCUACCUAAAGACAACUGUGUUUUCCCUGAAGGUCAGAAUACUCCACACAAAUACCAGGACCAGAAUUUUCUACAUAAAGACCAGGAUUUUCUACCUAGGAACCAACAUGUUUACUCCAAAGAGCAGGAUAUUCUGCUCAAAUGUCAGGAUGAGGAUUUUAUACCUGAAGACCAGGAUUUUCGUCAUAGAGACCAGUGUGUACUUCCCCAAGACCAGGACCAAGACUUUCUACCUGAAGAUCAGAGUUUUCUACCAGGAGACCAGUGUGUUCUUCCCCGAAAUGAGAAUAUUGUACCUAAAUGUCAGGACCAUGAUUUUCUACCGAAAGGCCAAGAAUUUCUCUCUGAAGACCACAGUAUAAUACUCAACUAUCAAGACCAGGAUUUUCUUCCCAAAGACCAGAGUGUUCUUCCUAAAGACCAGAAUAUUCUAGGCAAAUGUCAGAAGCAAGAUUUUCCAUCCAAAGAUCAGAAAGCAAAUUUGAAGCAGCCAGCAUCCAUUCUGAUAGUCAGGCAAGGGAAAGAGGAGCUUCCUCUGGAUACCCUUCAGGAUCUGUUCAGAUGUCAUCAGACCUUCACCAGGGACAAGAAAGUCCACUUUAAAAAGGAUCCACUCUUUGAUAUGACAGAUGAGGAAGAGAGAAGAGACAUUUCUCUGGAAGGUUAUCAGUAUCUGCCUCCCAAACCCCAAUGCCAGAACUUCAUCAAAGAGCAGAACAGGUUUCUCAACCAAACCUCAUCUUUUAUGACAGAAGAAAGAAUGAGAGAGCAGUUGCCUCCGCAGUAUCAGCAGUAUGUCCCACCUCAGAUCCAGGACAAAUCCUCCUCUAGACAACAGCACAGGAACUGUGGGCUGGCAUCACAUGAUCUGACAAAUGAGAGAAGGAGAAAGGACUUAUUUCCCGAGUGUUCUGGAUAUGCUGUACAUGAAACCCAGGAUCCUGCUUCUGCCAGAGAGCAGGUAGAGCACAGUAUAGUAAAGAGUAUGCAACAGAAAAGCUUAUAUGCUGUGCAGAAAGCAUCUGGUGGGACAGCUGAACGACAGCGAGAAGAUUUGCUUGUAGAACACCAUCAACAUCUUAUGCCCAGGGACCAGAGAGGACCUUGCAGUGGACAGCAGGUUUAUAAGUAUCCAUCAGGAUUGAGUGUUGAAUUUCAAGCUUCACUGUCCAUUCAUUCUGGAAUAGACCAAGAAGAAGAAAAGAAAGAGCGUCAAAAGCAAUACCUGAGACACAGAAGACUUUUUAUGGACAUUGAAAGAGAACAAGUAAAAGAACAAAAACGGCAAAAGGAACAGAAAAAGAAGAAUAUUGAAAAAAUUAAGAAAAAGAAAGAGCAACAAUGUUAUGUUGACGAGCAGAAGACCGUAAGACUGAGCUCUGCUGGAGCACUAUAUUCAGAGCAGAAGAUGAGUGACAGUUUAGGCCAGUUACAACUUGAAGAAAUAAAAGGUACCAGAGAAAAGCAGCAACAGAGAGAAAAAGAAUAUGUAAGAUAUAUAGAAGCCUUACGUGCCCAAGUCCAGGAGAAAAUGAAGCUGUAUAAUAUCACUUUACCUCCACUGUGCUUUUGUGGUCCUGAUUUUUGGGAUGCUCAUCCUGAUACCUGCGCCAACAAUUGUAUUUUCUAUAAAAACCAUAGAGCAUAUAAUCGAGCACUAUAUUCAGUCAUCAGUUCCUCUGAUGUCUCUGAGGGAAAUUCAACUCUUCGAAACGCCAUUCAUAAUUUUGCUUCUGCACACAGACGGAUUUUGAAAAACACGUAAGGAGAUUCUGAAAUCAGCUGAAUCAACUGGUAGUAUUUCAGUGUUCACUUUUAAAUCAAUCCCAAGAAAUUAUUUAGGAAAAGCUAUUAAAGUAUAUGAUAUGUAUUAGCUAGAAAGAAAAACUAGUCCACGUAAUUAUCUCUGUAAUUAGAAUUCUGCCUUGAGACCAAGAUUGAAAGUUGACUCCCAAACUUGUCUCUUCUUUGUUAUGAAUCAUACAGAGUCUGUUAUUUUAGAACUGAUCAGACAAGUAAGGUUUGUUGUAGUUUGCUCUGCUCUGAUCACACAAGCUCAUGAGAAAUCUUUGAGAUAAUUUUAUUAUCAUCUUUCUAAAAUUGUGUUUUUGAGUCUUAGCACUAUUAAAAAUGUUUAGAUAAAGCAGAAAGUGAUAAAACAGGUUUCUGAGCACCAGUAGCCUCCCACAUUGCCAUUAGCUUUUCUAGUUGUGCAUAACAAUUAAAGAUGAGAAGAAUCUGAAUUUGAUGCAUAUUUUCUUCUCAAAAUUUUGUCUUGCCUGGAUUUUUUUUUUUUUAAAUUUAUUGACUCCUUCCCCAUUUAGUGACAUUGGGCAUAGGGGUUUUUUUAAUUGUAUAAUUUUUUAUUGUAAAAAGUCAGAUAAACCCUAUAUCUUUUGAAUAUCUUCUGUGUAAAAUAAUUGUGGGUGACACUUGAAAAAGUGAACCUGAAGUCAAAGUGAAUUAGGUCCUAUCUUGUUUCCCUAUCUUUAAAAAAAUCUGGUCAGUGACAUGCCUAGAAUAAAUGAAAUAAAAAUUGGGA
Molecule: messenger RNA, 3791 nt
Organism: Chinchilla lanigera (long-tailed chinchilla)
Lineage: Eukaryota; Metazoa; Chordata; Mammalia; Rodentia; Chinchillidae
Gene: Ccdc15
Product: coiled-coil domain containing 15
Exons: 16
Coding region: 246-3014 (922 amino acids)
Cellular component (GO): centrosome
Source: RefSeq, a predicted model, not a curated record